GACAUCGAGAUCGCUUCCACCUUCCCUUCGCAGGAACGCCAGAAGGAAACCAUCACGAGUUUGGCAUCCACGGUGCACACCUCGUGCGGGGGCCUGGCCAAGCAGGUGGAGAAGAGACCCGGGCACAUGGAGCAGGUGGGUCAGCGUCACGCACUUCGGCUGGAGGAGCAUGACAAAGUGAUCGACCACCUGGAGAAGCAGCUGCAGUUCCUUCUCAAUCAGAAACCUGGUGUCCGCCCUGCCAAUCCUGCACGCUCGAGGCCCCCCGAUUCCGCCAUCGUGCUGGCAAGGGCCGCGACCAUGGUGGCCGCCGCGGAGGUCAAUAAUGCCAUCGCACUUUGGCUCGAGAGGGCCUACCUUGAGGCUGAGGACUGGAAGGAGCUGCGCGUGGCGGAGGACAAUUCGCCGCAACGGAUCCAGAAUGAGCUCGCUCUCAAGCGGGCCAAGCGCGCUCUGGAAGGGCGCUUUCCUGAGCGACGUUUCUUCAUCGAUGGGGCCUGCGGAGAGCUGUCGGCGCAGCGGGCCCCGUUCUGCCGGGUCGCUCCGCUCGAGGACGGCCCCGCCAAGACCCAGUGGGGCGUCGGUGCCUUCGCCGAGCUCGACCUGGACAGGGCGGAGGUGGAUCCACUGGUCAUGCAAGCGGUCGCUGGCAGAGAG
Prorocentrum cordatum is the source of this 657-nucleotide messenger RNA. The record is from the annotation of a GenBank genome assembly. NCBI's taxonomy places the organism in Eukaryota, Dinophyceae, Prorocentrales, Prorocentraceae.